AUGGCUACGGCUACAGCUUCGAAGAUCCACCUUGUGCCAGAACUGUUGAAUAAGGCUACAUUUUCUGUUCCUGGGGUUAGUAAGGAGAGUGCGGAGACAACAAAUCGGUUGUUGCAAGAGAAUCAUGAGAAAUAUCAUAUUUUCUUCAAUCAGAGUGGCUUCCAUAACCACAUAGCACACCACCUGCUCACCAUCUACGCCCUCGGUGCCUCCCCCUCCGAACUUAAGAAAGCCUACGACAACAAUGCAUCGUACCAACGACCUCCAGUCGCCCUGGAGCCGGCUGUUGUGGCGGAUAUGCAUGUUCCAGAACGGUAUAAAUCAUACCUAGGAGACGAGAAAUACUACCACGACUUCCUAGUCUAUUUCAAAGACGAAAUUGAGAAGAAGGGUUGGCAGGAGGUAGUGAAUGAUUAUGUGUUUAAGGGCGAUGAGAGAGCAGAUGACAUGCUGGUGAGGAUGUUCGGCGGCUUCCUUCACCCACUGAUCCACCUUGGCUUCGGCAUCGAAUUCCAGCAGCCCGCUAUCAUCGCAGAAGCCCUUGCACAAGCCGCCGUCCACGGUGCAUGGAUGGGCGCUUUUUUCCACGGCUGCGAGGCCACCACUUGGGCAAACAGUCCGGACCGGCGGUCUGAGAAAACCAUUAUCCAGCUACUGGACGAGAUUAGGGGUGAUGAGAAGCUGAGAGAGGCCCCGCAUUGGGGUGACGGGAAUAAGAUCAGAGAUGGUAUUUUUCAGAGGGGGAAGGAGGAGAUGAUCCGGAUUGCGAGUCAGUAUUUUGCUGUCGAGGAGGAGUUGGAUAAGAAGGUGGCAGAGAUGGUGGAUGCAGUUGUCUACUACACCGCUGCUGCCCAACACCCCCCCUCCAUCCCCAAAAUCGACUUCUUCUACAUGCACUGUGUAAACAGCUCCAUCUUCUUCUUCUCCCUGCUCUCCCCCUCCCAAACCUGGCUCUCAACGCCCGCAAAAAUCCGUCUCUUGGAGUGGAAAGUACGCGCUGAUCUCGCCAUGUAUGCAAGUAGACGGAGUCCUCCGCUACUACUGGAAGAAAUAACGGAGUACAUCCCCAUGAACAAAAACCCUCAGACCAAGGACAUUGACUUCUGGGCCAACAUUUUCUCUCGAGCGCGGCGCUUUGAAGAUGACGGCCACGCAUCGAAAUUAAUCCGCGCGCUGGCCAAAGGAGAAAACGUGUGUGUGAAGUUCGAGGGGAGGGAGGGGUUCGUGGUGCAGGGGACGAUGUGGAAGAAGGUGGCGAGUAUGGUGAUGGAUUCUGUGGAGGCUGGGGGUCCGAGUUGGGUUAGGGGUGCUGGGUUUGAGGAGGCGUGGGAGGAGGUGCCGUUGAGGGAGGCCCCUGGGGAUGGAGUGAGGUUGUGA
This is a messenger RNA of Lindgomyces ingoldianus, 1377 nucleotides long. RefSeq lists its product as uncharacterized. Lineage: Eukaryota; Fungi; Ascomycota; Dothideomycetes; Pleosporales; Lindgomycetaceae. Bases 1 to 1377 code for a protein of 458 amino acids. Gene Ontology annotation, molecular function: oxidoreductase activity. The record is from RefSeq and is a predicted model, not a curated record. The transcript has 4 exons.